Corythoichthys intestinalis (scribbled pipefish) is the source of this 3372-nucleotide messenger RNA. RefSeq names its product reticulon 4 receptor-like 2 a (gene rtn4rl2a). NCBI's taxonomy places the organism in Eukaryota, Metazoa, Chordata, Actinopteri, Syngnathiformes, Syngnathidae. The coding region runs from base 143 to 1513 and encodes 456 amino acids. The record is from RefSeq and is a predicted model, not a curated record. Gene Ontology annotation, cellular component: extracellular matrix. The transcript has 4 exons. Gene Ontology annotation, molecular function: protein binding.
UGCUGGGACUAUAAAUGGGACACUCGUGCGCAUCAACCGGCACGCUCUCAGUCGCUCCGACUCGGGAACCAGGUCAUCAGCGGAGAUAGCAGGCAAUACCUCGCCCAACUAGGCUAACUCGCUUUAGGCUUUGGUUUUAAGGAUGGACGCCUUCUCGAUUUUUCGGAGCCGACGAUGCUCCAUCGUGCGCAACUGCAAACACGGUCUCUCCCUCUGGUUGGUGGUGUGGAUGGUCCUUGGUGAGCCAAGUCCAGUGUCGGGAUGCCCGCAUCACUGCGUGUGCUACCCGACUCCCAUGACUGUGAGCUGCCAAGCGCAGAACUUCACCACCGUCCCGGUCGGAGUGCCCUAUGAGUCGCAGCGUGUUUUCCUUCAGAACAACAGGAUUACGGAGCUUAGAGUUGGCUCUUUUGGCUUCGGGACGCAGGUCUUGUGGCUGUUUUCCAACAACAUUACAUGGAUCGAAGCAGGGGCUUUUAGUGAGCUGAGGGACUUGGAGGAGUUGGAUCUUGGGGACAACCCUAAUCUUCACCGGCUGGAAGGAGGAGCCUUCCGGGGCCUAGAGAAGCUCCAGAGCCUCCAUAUGCACCGCUGCAAACUCACCGCCCUGCCCCAUGACAUCUUUCACAAGCUGUACAGCCUUCACUAUCUUUACUUACAGGAAAACAGUCUUCACUUUCUGCAAGAUGACAUCUUUUCAGACCUCAUCAACCUGAGCCAGCUUUUCCUGCAUGGAAACCGUUUACGCACCGUCUCAGAAAAUGUAUUCCGUGGCCUGGUCAACCUUGACCGCUUGCUCCUUCAUGACAACCGCGUCAGGCAGGUGCACCGACGGGCCUUCCGCGACCUCGGUCGCCUGACCAUGCUAUUCCUCUUCAACAACUCUCUGCCCGAGCUGCCCAGUCAGGCUCUGAGGGACACUCAGGGCAUAGAGUUCCUCCGCCUCAAUGCCAACCCCUGGUCUUGCGGCUGCGAAGCCCGGGCCCUGUGGGAGUGGUUCCGGGAGGCCCGUGUCUCUUCAUCUGAAGUGAUCUGUGCUUCUCCCUCCACACGCCGCGGCCAAGAUCUGCGCUUUCUUCGAGAAAUGGACUUUGCCCUCUGCCCACUGCCCGAUCCUGGUUCCAUCGCCGGUUCCACCACCACCACUUUCAGCACCAAAACAAGAUGGUGGUUCCACAAAAACAAGCCCCAGUCAUCUACUAAAGGUCUCUUUGAGAAGUCUUCGGAGACCAUCAAAGCCGGUUUGCAUGGGAAAGGCCCAUCCACAACCACAUCACUAGUCAAAUAUGAGCUGGGGGAGGAAGAACUGGCACUGCCUAAACUUGACCAGGAAGAAUACUGGGCAAACUAUGGAAACGAGGACUCGGGUGUCUCCCUGCGAUGCUUUGAGCUCGAAUGUCCACCUGAUUUUGAUCUGCCAACAUUUUCCUCCUCUACCUCACUACAACCCUCCUCCCUCUCACUACUAGCUAUCUCAGUAUUCACAUUCAAACUCCUAUUACUAUUACGCUGAAUCUCACUUAAUGUGCCCCACUCCUUACCUUCCAGCCUGUUUUAAAGGCUGCAAGGAUCCUCGUUAAGACUCUAUAUUCCCCCUUUGACAGCUCUGUUGUGCUAAUCCUCAAGGCACAACGAGUAAGGUAGGGGGGUUCUGAUUGUAUCAACUGCAGGGCUUAACAUUUAUCAGGGGUGCUAGGAAGUCUUUAGAUACAACACAAUACAGGCACAGCAUUGUGCUUGAAGCUUGUAUGAUGUCACGAUUUUCCUGAAAUCAGGGCUUUGAGGGCUAAGUCCAUCAUUAACAUCAGCAAGAUCUGACGGCAGUUGUCAGUGGUGUCUUUACUUUUCUCAACUCAACUGAGUCAAAACUAAUAGUGCUUUUAUUGCACGCAGGUAACUCUUACACAAAAUACUGUUAGAAAACAGUGUGUAGUAACAACAGUAUUGUAAUCACUUACAGUGUCAUGUACUGUAAAUACUUUUGUUUGUUUGUUGUGGGUGCUCAAAUUCAUGUCGAGCUAAUUUUGAUCCAGAUAAACUGUGAAGACAAAAGGCAUAGAGGAGACAAAGAUCCUAUUGUAUUCUGCUCAGGGAGUGGCAUGGAAAGUAAAUUAGAAAGGGCAACAUUGUACCACACAGGAGAAUAUAUUGGGCUAGCAGCUAUACUAAAUUAGAAUCUCAAUGUUGUUGCAUUUUAUUCCCACCUGAGUAUUUCUGUAAAUAGGGUGUCGUUAACGACAAACAUCGGAAAAGAAUUCUUCCUUUCAGGAAGCCUGAGAUUGCUUGUUAGAUGUCUUUCUGUGACAUAUUGAUAUUAUGUAAAAAGACCUUUGACUGAAUGCAGAUGAAUGUCUUUAUAAAGAGAUACCUUGAAUAUUUCUUGGAUCACACUUGUGUAUUUCUUUCAAGAUGUUCGGGUUUGAUGAAGAUAAUUAUUUUUCUUACAAAAUCGAUUAUUUAAAGAAACAAAAACAACGACUAAAAUCUAAUCUCCAGCGAAAAGUAGCAGAUUGUUGCUUUGUGACUAAAUCUUGAGUACAUCUGAGUCAAAUGUCUCAAAAGGACACACCAGUCAUUCAUACAGUUUUAGUCUGGUCUGGAAUGGCUCUGAGUGUGAACGGCAUCUGCCAUAGUGUAGAUAAAUAAGGUUGAGUGGAUUCACAAGCUGGCAGCGCUGCAAGAGGCAAUUACGUCAGUAAGUUAUCACUCCUGUGAGUCAUCAGAUAAAGAUGCCAGAUGAAGCGAUGAGGUGCAAAUUGGCUGAUUUACAAACAAACUAAGAGAGCAGUGGGAGUCAAACGGUGAGCAAAGUGCAGAAUGAAAUGACAAAGACCCAUGCACAUGUAGACAUAAGGAUGAAGCAUGAGCUUCAGUGGUAAUAGAAGCAACAGAGGGUGAAGAAGAAAUCAGCUAAAAUGGGCAUUAUCCCAUCUCAUUAGAUGACUUCAGAUCACUUAAAUUGGUCCAUUGUUCACUUUUUAUACAAAGCAUGGCUUAUAUGCUUUCAUUCCAUCUACCAUAAAACCUGCAGCUCCCUCCGAUGUUGCGAUGGAAGCAAAGCAAAGGUGUCAAGGUUGAGGUACAGUAGGAGUUGAAGUGUGGGUGUGCACACAAACUCAUGAAGCAACUUGUCACUGCAAAGGAUUUGGACUAGAAGGCAAGCAGCUUCUUUUCUCCUCAAUUUGGAACAAUAACAAAUGAACAAAGCUCUAUUGUUACACUGUCACCCACUUGUCUUGUUCACUUUGCUGGCGUACAUGUUAAGUUGUGAAGGGGAAGGAAAUACACAUUUCUCAGUUUCAUUUUGUCAGUGGUUUAUCUGUCAUUUUUACUGUACAAGAAAAAUGUGUCAUUAAAAGAUGCAGCAUUAAC